AAAGAAGGGGAGCAGGGAGGAGGAGGAGGAGGGCCCGGCAUGGCGGGGCUCCGCGGGCUGCUCAGCGCGCUGCUCCUCGAUUUGCUGGUGGACUUGGCCCUGGGGCCCGGGGCCCGGGUGCGAGACUGCCUCCGGGCCGGCGAGGCCUGCUCCGACGACCCCACGUGCAGCGCCCAGUGGCAGGCCCUCCGGCAGUGCGCGGCGGGCGACGGGCCGGCCAAGCUGGACCCCGUCGCCCGUGGCCGGUGCGGCCGCACGGCCGGGGCCCUGCUGUCCACCCAUUUCUUCGGCUGCCGCUGCCGGCGGGGCAUGAAGAGGGAGAAGCAGUGCCUCGGCGUCUACUGGACCCUCCACCGGAGUCUCCUGCCAGACACGCCAGGGCCGGACGCCUCUCCCUACGAGCCUCCCGUCAGGGGGCUGGAUGCCGUCCCCCUGACCUCCAUCGCCGCAGGCUGGCAGAGCGAGGCGCCCGGGGCCAACCGGUGCCUGGAGGCGGCCCAGGCGUGCCACCGGGACGGCGGGUGCCAGCGGCUGCGGGCCCGCUACGUGCGGGCCUGCGUGCGGGGCCUCCCGGGGGCCGGGGCCUGCGCCCGGGCCCGCUGCCGCCGGGCCCUGCGACGCUUCUUCGGCCGCCUGCCGCCCGCCCUCACCCACCGCCUGCUGUUCUGCCCCUGCGGCGGGCACCACUGCGCCGAGCGCCGCCGCCAGACCAUCGUGCCCGCCUGCUCCUACUACCACCCGGCCCACGACGCCGGCCCCGAGAAGCCCAACUGCCUGCACCCGCGGGACGCCUGCCGACAAACCCACCUCUGCAGGUCGCGCCUGGCCGACUUCCAGGCCUUGUGCCAGCCGUCUUCGAGGACUCCCUCCGCCUGCCUCCACGACGACCAGGCCGCCUGCCGCAGGGCCUACGUCGGCCUGCUGGGCACGCCCAUCACCCCCAACUACGUGGAUAACGCCAGCUCCAGCGUGGCACCCUGGUGCGGCUGCGGCGCCAGCGGGAACCGGCACGACGAGUGCCAGGCCUUCCUACACCUCUUCACCCGGAAUCCCUGCCUCCAGAACGCCAUCGAGGCCUUCGGGGACGACGCAGCGCCCAGCGCAGGGCUUAGCCCUUCCCCUGCCACCCCCCUCACCUGGCAGCAGGACUGGCAGUCCCGCCCCUCGGCGGGCACCUCGUCCAACAGCCUCCUCUGGCAGCUGCGGCCUACCCAGGUGUCCUGGGCCACAGGAGGGUUCCCUCACCUGGUGUCGGGCACCGCAGACCGGGCUCCGGCCUCCUGGAGAUGCCUGCUGUUGCCCACCUUGGCGCUCCGGCUCCUCCCGUGACGGGGUCGGAGGGCACGGGGGCUGGCACACCCUCCGUGCCCGGCCCCCAGUUCUUCUCACAAGCGUCGCGGCCUUCCCGCUGUGGCCUCAC
Tachyglossus aculeatus (Australian echidna) is the source of this 1420-nucleotide messenger RNA. It is a transcript of the gene GFRA4, whose product is annotated as GDNF family receptor alpha 4. Gene Ontology annotation, molecular function: glial cell-derived neurotrophic factor receptor activity. The coding region runs from base 40 to 1329 and encodes 429 amino acids. NCBI's taxonomy places the organism in Eukaryota, Metazoa, Chordata, Mammalia, Monotremata, Tachyglossidae. Gene Ontology annotation, biological process: nervous system development. Gene Ontology annotation, cellular component: external side of plasma membrane; signaling receptor complex. The record is from RefSeq and is a predicted model, not a curated record. The transcript has 8 exons.